AUGGAGUUCAUGUACCGACUACGGGACAGGUACAACUGCGAUGAUAAUUUGGGGCCCAAUUUACAAUUUGUUCAUAUAAUAAAGUUCUCCCAGAAAAAUGAAAAUUCCAAAGGAUUGCCAAUCAGAAGGUUCCAGCAUGUGCUGGCAUUGAUUUUUGCCUUGGAAGAUAUUAACCAUAACUCCCAGCUACUACACAAUGUGUCAUUGCAAUUGCAUCCCAUUUCUAAGAUUUGUCAGAGUUUUUCUGUAUUUGGUAUUUAAGAUGAAAUUCCAAAUCUCACGAAGGAUGCUCCGAACUAUAUGUGUGAGCAGAAACUAUGUCAGAUAGCACUUACAGGACACUCAUGGGCAGGAUCUGCCAGACUAGGACCGCUCAUGCAGCUCUAUGUAAGGCCACAGAUUUCCUACGGACCAUUUCAUCCUACACUAAGUGACCGGGAGAAGUUUCCUUAUCUUUAUCAGGUGGCCCCCAAGGAUACAAACCUGCCCCUUGCCAUGGUCUCCUUGAUGCUUCAUUUCAGCUGGACAUGGGUGGAGCUGUUCAUCUCAGAUGAUGACCAAGGCUUUCAAUUUCUCUCUAAUCUGAGAGUAGAAAUGCAAAGAUAUGGCAUCUGUUUAGCAUAUGUAAAUAUGAUCCCUGUAAACACAGAUAUAUUAUUGACAGCUCUUAUAAAUUUGCGUUAUCCAAUCUUCACAUCAUUGGCAAAUGCUGUUGUCAUUUAUGGUAACAUUAACCCUAUUAUGGAAAUGAGCUUUAGAAAAUGGGAAUGUUUAGGAAUAUGGAGAAUCUGGGUCACCACCUCACAGUGGGAUCUCCUCCCAUGUGAGGGAGAUUUCAUCCCUUAUCCAUUCCGUUGGUCUUUCACUUUCGUACACCACCAUGGUGAGAUUUCUAGUUUAAAAACUUUUAUCCGGACAAUGAACUUUUCCAAAUAUACAGAAAACUUUAAUUCUCUAAGAACAAGGUGGAUGGGUUUUAAUUGUUCUCUCUCCAAAUCAUACUAUGAAACACUGAACAACUAUUCUUCCAACCCUUCACUGGAGUGGUUUUCAAAGCACAGCUUUGACAUGGACAUGGAUGAAGAGUUUUACAACAUCUACAAUGCUGUGUAUGCUAUGGCCCAUGCCCUCCAUGAAAUGAUUCUUCAACAAGUAGAUUCUCAGAGGAUAGGAAAUGAGUUUAUGAAAUAUGGUUCAUGCACUCAGACACACUUAUGUGAGACAUCUCAUGAAAAAGGGAGCUGUACUGAUGAGUCUUUGCUCUCUACCUCAGACACGGAGCAGUGUGUGAAGUGUCCAGGUGACUAGUACACCAAUGUACAGCAAACCAACUGCCUGCAGAAAUCUGUGAGCUACUUGUCUUAUGAAGACCCCUUGGGGAUGACUCUUGUGUGCUGGGCACUAGGCUUCUCUGUACUCACAGUUCUUGUUCUUGGGGUGUUUUGGAAGCACCAAGACACUCACAUCGUGAAAGCCAAUAACCACACCCUCAGCUACGUCCUGCUCAUCUCCCUCAACUGCUGUUUUCUCUGCUCCUUGCUCUUCAUUGGACGUCCCAACACUGUUACCUGCAUCCUGCAGCAGAUCACAUUUGGAGUUCUCUUCACUGUUGCUGUUUCCACUGUCUUGGCCAAAACAGUUACUGUGGUCCUCGCCUUCAAGGUCACCACUCCAGGAAGAAGGAUGAGGGGGCUGCUGGUAUCAGGGGCACCUAACUUCAUCAGUCCCACCUGCACCCUGGUCCAAAUUACUCUCUGUGCAGUGUGGCUAGGAACAUCUCCUCCCUUUAUUGACACAGAUGCACACUCUGAAUAUGAACACAUCAUCAUGGUCUGCAGCAAGGGCUCAGUCACUGGCUUCUACUGUGUCCUGGGAUACCUUGGAUCUGUAGCCAUAGUGAGCUUCACUGUUGCUUUCUUGGCCAGGAACCUGCCUGACACCUUCAAUGAAGCCACGUUCCUGACCCUCAGCAUGCUGGUGUUCUGUAGUGUGUGGGUCACCUUCCUCCCUGUCUACCAAAGCAGCCAUGGAAAAUUCAUGGUGGCUGUGGAAGUCUUUUCAAUCCUGGCCUCCAGUGCUGGGUUAUUGGGUUGCAUCUUUGUCCCCAAGUGCUACAUUAUUUUGCUACAACGAGAUAGAAUUUCUCUUCCCAAGGUCACAUACAAAAUCAAUUCUUGA
Molecule: messenger RNA, 2178 nt
Organism: Jaculus jaculus (lesser Egyptian jerboa)
Lineage: Eukaryota; Metazoa; Chordata; Mammalia; Rodentia; Dipodidae
Product: vomeronasal type-2 receptor 116-like
Exons: 5
Biological process (GO): G protein-coupled receptor signaling pathway
Cellular component (GO): membrane
Molecular function (GO): G protein-coupled receptor activity
Source: RefSeq, a predicted model, not a curated record